Cuscuta epithymum is the source of this 890-nucleotide messenger RNA. Lineage: Eukaryota; Viridiplantae; Streptophyta; Magnoliopsida; Solanales; Convolvulaceae. The record is from the annotation of a GenBank genome assembly.
GGGCAUACAUAGUCAGAAAAUACUUGAUUUAGAUCUCCUCAUUCCACCCAUCUCUCUGAAAAACAACGAGGAUAUAUUAAGUUAUCGCCGCUCAUUUUGAAAAUAUGUUCUUGCUCCUUUGUGAGGACGAUUCCUGCAUAUUCAUGUAAAAGAACAUGCUUGGAUAGGGUAAAGACUCAUCCUGACUCAACCCACCCUGACUCAAGACCAGCUUAUUAAGGGGUUUGAGUAUGUUCUCGAGUCAUUGGAGAAUGCAGUAAAUGAUGCUCCAAAAGCAGUAGAGUUUCUUGGACGACUCUCUUCCAAAGUGAUUUUAGAAAAUGAGAUUCCUUUAAAAGAAAUUGGACGCUUAAUAUAUGUAGGUGGGUAUCGGGAAGGGUGCCUUCGAGAGAUAGGUCAUAUGGUCCAUAUCUGAAAGCUGCUCUUCUGUAUUCACGGGAACUCUGGCUCUUGAAUCCGGGGUGAGCUUCAUGUUUAAGGAUGCAAUUGAGUUCAGGAAGAACAAAUGGCAGCAGCAAAGAAAAGUUGAAGGCAUGCACAAGCUACUAGAAGGUCUCGGGCUCCUAGCAUGGGAUCUUCUGUUAGAAGGAAUUUACUUCCAGGCUUCCAGCAGAGGUGGUUCAAGUAUGUUGCCUUCUCAAAGCUUGGCCCAAAUGGGUGAUUUUUGUGGUCAGGAUGUUAGGAUGGAGAACAGACAUCAUUCCUUUGAUAACAGACCUAAUUCGUUCCUCUACUGUAUAAAUUAUACCUUCAACAUUUGUGAAAUGUAAACCAUGAUACCUCAAAUAAUAAAAAUAUAAAACAAAUAUGUACUUAACUUAGGGAAGGAUCAUAUAUGUGUUGCCUAAGAAAUUAUUUAAAAAAUUUAAAUAAAAGAUUUAAAAUUAAAA